Ictidomys tridecemlineatus (thirteen-lined ground squirrel) is the source of this 2666-nucleotide messenger RNA. RefSeq names its product beta-1,4-galactosyltransferase 3 (gene B4galt3). Lineage: Eukaryota; Metazoa; Chordata; Mammalia; Rodentia; Sciuridae. Gene Ontology annotation, molecular function: galactosyltransferase activity. Gene Ontology annotation, biological process: carbohydrate metabolic process; galactosylceramide biosynthetic process. The record is from RefSeq and is a predicted model, not a curated record. Gene Ontology annotation, cellular component: Golgi apparatus.
GGAAGGGAGGGUGAAGUUUGGGGUAAGGGAUGGAAACAAGCUAGGGACAAGGUUCCAGAGGGAAUUGUGGUCGGGGACCGGGUGGGCUCAUUUUGCACGGUAGGGCAAAAGCAAGAGGAGCUUGGGAUGGGGUGGGCGUGCUCGGAAAAGACAGGGUUUUAACCCCAGGCAGAAAGCCGGCCACGCCCCUCCAGGUGAGCCCGCCUAGGUACCCCGACAGUCUCUGCUUCAGCCCUCCCUGUCUCCGCACUUCAGCAGUCACCCUGCUCUCCACCUCUGUUGGGGCUGGGGAAAGGCGGAAAAGGUAAAGGAUGCCAUCCGCGCGGUGCACCCCGCCGCGCUCCAGGGAUGUUUGCUUGCAGCUCCCAGGUGGUCAUUCUCCCUGAACCUGCGGAGCUAGCUCCCUGGCACAUGAAAACGGAAGGAACCUAUUUCUAUCCUCGUCCUGGGCUCUCCCGAGGCCACUCCACAGUCUCUACUGUCUCGCCUCUUUAAACGGGUUUUUGACAGUUUUGUCAUGACGGUCUCCCUUCUUAAACGGGUUUUUGGUUUGGGAUAAAACAGUGUCUUCAUUUAUUUCCCUGUCCCCACUCCCCAAACUAGUCCGUGCUGGUGUGGUGGGGUAGGGAGUGAAGUACAACUCUGACACUAUCACACUGUAAUUCCACAGUAGCCUGAGAGAAAGGCCAGAGACCUGGCAUUUCCAACCACUUUCCCUCACUUCCCCUGAUGGGAAACGUGCUUUACCUGAUCUUUGCCCAUGCAGGUGGCUGGCUAUUCUUGAUCACUUCUGUUCCAGUUGGUCCCAUAUUCGCUGUUGGAGUGCUAGAUGGAGCCUUUCUCUGUCCUCUGUGACAUUUCCAAUUUUAGAUAAUGCCUCACAUCUCUGCCCCUCUGGGACCCCCUGGAGCCCCCAUGAUCUGGAGGAAGACAAUUUGAAUCUAGACCUCACCUCAGGAUGUUGCGGAGGCUGCUGGAGCGGCCCUGCACACUGGCCCUGCUUGUGGGUUCCCAGCUGGCCGUCAUGAUGUACUUGUCACUAGGGGGCUUCCGGAGCCUUAGUGCCCUAUUUGGCCGGGACCAGGGGCCUACUUUUGACUAUUCUCACCCCCGAGAUGUCUACAGUAACCUCAGUCAUCUGCCUGGGGCCCCUGUAGCUCCAGGGGGUCCUUCAGCUCCUCAAGGCCUACCCUACUGUCCUGAAAGAUCUCCUCUCUUAGUGGGCCCCGUGUCGGUGUCCUUUAGCCCAGUACCAUCGAUAGCAGAGAUUGUGGAGCGGAAUCCUCGGGUAGAACCUGGAGGCAGGUACCGCCCAGCAGGGUGUGAGCCCCGCUCCCGGACAGCCAUCAUUGUGCCCCAUCGUGCCCGGGAGCACCACCUACGCCUGCUGCUCUACCACCUGCACCCCUUCCUGCAACGCCAGCAGCUUGCUUAUGGAAUCUAUGUCAUCCACCAGGCUGGAAAUGGAACAUUUAACAGGGCAAAACUGCUCAAUGUUGGGGUGCGGGAAGCACUGCGUGAUGAAGAGUGGGACUGCCUGUUCUUGCAUGAUGUGGACCUCCUGCCAGAAAAUGACCACAAUCUCUAUGUGUGUGACCCUCGAGGACCCCGCCAUGUUGCUGUUGCCAUGAACAAGUUUGGAUACAGCCUCCCGUACCCCCAGUACUUCGGAGGAGUCUCAGCCCUCACUCCUGACCAGUACCUGAAGAUGAAUGGCUUCCCAAAUGAAUACUGGGGCUGGGGUGGUGAGGAUGACGACAUAGCUACCAGGGUGCGCCUGGCUGGGAUGAAGAUCUCUCGGCCCCCCACAUCUGUGGGACACUAUAAGAUGGUAAAGCAUCGAGGAGAUAAGGGCAACGAGGAAAAUCCCCACAGAUUUGACCUCCUGGUCCGUACUCAAAACUCCUGGACUCAAGAUGGGAUGAACUCACUGACAUACCGACUGCUGGCUCGAGAACUGGGUCCUCUCUAUACCAACGUCACAGCAGACAUUGGGACUGAUCCUCGGGGUCCCCGGGCUCCUCCUGGUCCCCGCUACCCACCUGGUUCUUCCCAGGCCUUCCGUCAAGAGAUGCUGCAGCGCCGGCCCCCAGUUAGGCCUGGCCCUCUGCCUACUGCCAACCACACAGCCCGCCGUGGUCCACACUGACUCCUCCUUGCCCACCUUAAUCAUGAAACUGAAUCAGAAGGGUUGUAUUCUCCCUACCCUCAGCUCCUCACUGCUCUUAGAGGGAUGUGGGGGAAUUGAACUCUAGUGCUAUGUUGGGGGGCAGGGGCCUUCCUUACUGCUAGAAUGGAGCUGGGCUCCUCUAGACCUGGAGGUCCCUCUUUCUAGGGUCACCUGCCAGGGCUUAUGACUGUGAAUCCUUGAUGUCAUACUUUUAUGUGACAACUCCUGGGAGUCCCCUGCCUCUGGGGUAGGAGCAGGGCUGGACCCCAAGUCCCUUCCUCUUCCAUGGUGACCACUCUCUUCCAAGAGUGAUCUGGCUUCUCCUGGGACCUCUGUGAAUAUUUAUUCUAUUUAUGGUUUCCAGGAAGCUGUUUGGUGAAGGAAGCCCCUCCCUGGGCACUUUCUGCCAGUGCUGGAGUAGCUCCCUUUUCUGGUCCUGGCUCAGGGGGCUGGGAUUUUGAUAUAUUUUCUAAUAAAGGACUUUGUCUCGCUUCUG